Messenger RNA from Danio aesculapii, 3136 nucleotides. It is a transcript of the gene tmem200a, whose product is annotated as transmembrane protein 200A. Lineage: Eukaryota; Metazoa; Chordata; Actinopteri; Cypriniformes; Danionidae. The coding region runs from base 536 to 2029 and encodes 497 amino acids. The transcript has 2 exons. The record is from RefSeq and is a predicted model, not a curated record.
GAUACAUCAAGAAAAAACGACCAUAUUUAUCAUUCACUGAAGUAAUCACAGGGAAAUAUGAGGAAUUUUCACUUUUCUUCGACGCGAACUGUUUGUUUGAUGGGGGUGUUCAAACACCGGAGUCCAAAAAACGCGCUCUUUCUACCGCUUAUUCCGGAUUUAUAGACGAGAAGAGACUCUCGACAGGAGGAGUGAUUGAUAAUAAGAGCUACAUACAAGACAACUUUUUGUUUUGUUUUGAGGUAUUUCUUACCAGAGCACAUUUUCGGUUUGGAGCCGUGAAGUUUGGAGAUGGAGAGGAUUCGCGCGCUCGGAUGGAAGUUUUCUCUCCAAACAAACACACCGAGGGAAACUCGUCGACUGGAUUAUGAAACUGCAAAGAAACAGCGCUCAAAUAAAAGUAUAGUUGAAGAUAUUCUCCGCGGUGGUAUGGAAAUAUGAUGAUGAUGAGCGGGAGAUCCGCUUGUGCGUAAUGGACACAUAACGAUAACACCAGGAGGAGGAUCUUAAGGUACAGGCUUGUAUUGCCGUAGCAAUGAUUGCCACAGGAGGGGUGAUCACAGGCCUCGCAGCAUUGAAAAGGCAAGACUCCACACGCUCUCAGUAUCAUCUGUCAGCCCAGAACCCCGGCCCGGCACCUGAGAAGAAAACCACCAAGCGGAAGCCUCGAGCGGACGUGGUGGUGGUGAGAGGGAAGAUCCGGCUGUACUCCGCCUCAGGGUUCUUCCUGGUUUUAGGAGUGCUGAUCCUCAUGGCAGGAAUCGCAAUGGCAGUUCUGGGAUACUGGCCUCACAAGGACCAGCAGAAGGCCCCGCAAACCAAGAUGUCCGCAAACAACACGCAGACCAUCAGCCGAGAGCAAGCCGGCUCCAUCGCACAGUUCCUGGAGCAGCACAUGCAUUCAGAGAAGAUGAAGAUGUUGGGUCCUUUCACAAUGGGAAUCGGGAUUUUUAUCUUCAUCUGUGCUAAUGCAAUCCUUCACGAGAACCGGGAUCGAGAGACAAAGGUCAUACACAUGAGAGACAUGUACUCGACCGUUAUAGACAUACACAGCUUGCGGAUUAAGGAGCAGAAGUGUACUAACGGAGCAUAUAUGGGACCCUACGGGGGGGACACUGAGAUCCGUACCUUUGGACUGGACAGCCAGUUUGCCUCUCGGCUCGCAGCAAACACACUGAUGUCCUUCUCGGGUUUGGAUGGAGAUGUGCGGUUCUCCCACAGGACUAGUUCUGCAGAUGAUGAUGAAGGUUUAAUGAGCGAGGCUAGAGGCGGAUUUUGUUUGCUGUCGCCCACCUAUAAGGACCGUUCUGAAUGUAUAUUUGGGUUCCAGGAUGAUGGUCGGUGGGAAGACAGACGCGGAGCUCUUAAAAAAUGCCAAACACGUUCCAUUGUUUCCUCCUCCAUCAGUGCGUUCACACUGCCUGUCAUUAAACUCAACAAUUGUGUCAUCGAUGAACCAGACAUCGAUAGCAUAACUGAAGAUUUAGAGCAGAGCAGGGUGCACUCCAGACCUCCAUCAAUGGAGUCGCUGACGGUCCCGGUUCCAGACAUUGCCAAAGCCUUCAAACCCCCAGGCGUCCAACUUCUGCGGAGCAACUCAGCCACUGAAUCCGCCAGCUCCACAUCUUCCCGCUCAUCCCUCUCUCCGGGAUCCACCAGCGGAAGAUUCCUGUCUCCGGGAGCUGCGCGUAAAGACUUCGGCUCCAAUAACUCCAUCCACAUGCUGUCCGCCCACUCCAAAUCCCUGGAUCUGGAAAGAGGACCCACCAAGCUGACCGUCCAGCCUGAGCAACGGAAACACCCCAGCUGGCCUAGAUUGGACCGCAGCAAUAGUAAAGGAUACACCAGACUGGAGAACAAAGAGGACCCUAUGGACAGAUUAAUAGUGCCCCCGGUGGACGUGAAGAAGGACUACACUAAAAAGGAAAAACUUCUUAUGAUCUCGAGGUCGCACAAUAACUUGAGCUUCGAGCAUGACGAGUUCAUGAGCAGCGGCCUGAAGAGAGGCACCUCGGAGACCAGGUUUUAAAACUGAGCCAAAUGUAAAUCCCCCACAAUCCAACGGCAAUACAGGAGACUUGGAGGGGUGUUCACAAGACUGGCCUGAAAGCUUCAUAAACAUAGUUAUUAAAGGUGUAGUAGGUGAUCUGCCAGAAUGCUAUGGUUAACAUAGCUUAAAAAUUGACAUAACUCUCCAAAGCCAUGCCUUUAUUUAUUUAUUUUCGGGGGUUUCACCUUUAAUUGACAGGACAGUAGAGAGUAUUGACAGAAAAGUGUGGGGAGCAGAGAUAGGGGAAGGACCACAAGGCAGGAAUUGAACCCAGGUCGCCGUGAGCUCCGGAAUGCAUAUGUCGACACAUUAACCACUACACCACUGGCGCCAACCAUGCCUUUAUAAGUCAUGAACACGCACUGAAUAAAUGACGAUCUGAUGACGGUAGACAACACUAGGUCGUGUCAUUCACUAGUUAGAAAACUCAAUGGAGACACACACUUUGUCCAGCGUAGUUGUUAACAGGUCAGCGGGUGCAGGAGUUAUAUUUCCCCAUAACUGGCAUUGGGGUAAAGUUGGUUUUAUAUCCGCACAUUCAGAUUUUCUCCUUAAUAAUAUAAUUUCUGUAAAGUAUUGUUUGCCAUUUCUAAAUAGUGAAAUCAUAUCAGCCAGUGACUAUAAAAUACAACAUUGUUCACAGUCAAUGAAAUAGAACAAAUUAGAAUGAAUAAAAAUGAACGAAUGUGCGAAUAUAAAUCAAACUGCACCUCAGUACCUGUCGUGAUUGAUUUAUCGGCCCGAAAAUAUUUAAAUUGGAUGAACAUUUUUUCGUUUUAUGCCUCAUCCAGAAUAUAAAAAUACAUAUAAACACAUUUAGAUUAUUUACUUUAAUCAUUACUACUGGAAUGUGAAGAAACUUUCAACCAGCACAACCAAACAUGCUUCUGAAGACAAUCGCCUACUGCUCCUUUAAGUGUCAUUCACUCAGAUGUUAUUUUAAAUGCAAAGAUGAGAUUGUUUGAGAUAACUUGACAUUAUCUAGAGUGCAUAACCUGUCAUAAAUCUGUCAUAAACAUGAUUGUCAUGAGGCCAUUAUAAUUGUGUCAUUACUUUUAUAACAGCGUCAUUAAUAUAUUUCUUGAC